Aspergillus terreus NIH2624 is the source of this 645-nucleotide messenger RNA. RefSeq lists its product as uncharacterized. The record is from RefSeq and is a predicted model, not a curated record. The coding region runs from base 1 to 645 and encodes 214 amino acids. NCBI's taxonomy places the organism in Eukaryota, Fungi, Ascomycota, Eurotiomycetes, Eurotiales, Aspergillaceae. The transcript is spliced from 2 exons.
AUGGCGGGCAGCAAUGUCACUUCAGAGACAAUCCGCGGCAGUGGGUAUGCCUUGAUAGUGCUUACGACCCUCAUCGUGAUAACCAGAUUCGGGACGACCUUGUCUCGGAUCAAGGAACUCAAGGCAGAGGACUAUCUUCUCGCCUUUGCAUACCUGCUCUUCCUGGUGUUGGCCAUCCUCUACAUCAUCAUCGCGCCGACACUAUACAAGAUCAAAGCAGUUCAACUCCAGCUGAUACAGCCGUAUCCUGAGCUACCGGAGGAUAGUCUGAAACUGCAAAUCUUCUUCUUUUUCGCGACCGGCUCGCUAUGGCUCUGUCUCUGGAUGGUCAAGUUUUCGCUUCUUGCGAUGUACAAGCGUCUCCUGAACGGACGGGUCUACUUUAUCGCGUGGUGGGCGCUUCUCGGUUUCUGCAUCGCGACCUUGAUAGGCUCCAUCAUCUCAUCAUGGCUAUCGUGUUCCAGCUUCAAGGCAUGGUUCACAGCUGGCGCGUGCAAUAAACCCCGAGACCACCGAGCCGCCGCCAUCAGUCUUUACUUUUCCUUCGCGGUGGACAUACUGACAGACCUUCUUAGUGAGUCUACACCAGCCCUCCCCGAGCUACAGAAGAAAUACCAUACCAACAUUUACCCCAUCCAGUCAUGA